Tigriopus californicus is the source of this 2390-nucleotide messenger RNA. Its product is annotated as zinc transporter foi-like. Gene Ontology annotation, molecular function: zinc ion transmembrane transporter activity. Gene Ontology annotation, biological process: zinc ion import across plasma membrane; intracellular zinc ion homeostasis. The transcript is spliced from 5 exons. The record is from RefSeq and is a predicted model, not a curated record. Bases 410 to 2050 code for a protein of 546 amino acids. Lineage: Eukaryota; Metazoa; Arthropoda; Copepoda; Harpacticoida; Harpacticidae. Gene Ontology annotation, cellular component: membrane.
GGGGGGGGGGUGAUUUUCUCAGGCAUCAGGAGUUUUGGCCUUUUGCGACCUUUUCUCCACAUCAAAGACCUUGACUGAGGUCACUCCGAUGUCGUCGUCAUGUGUAUUUCUAAAGCUGUGUAAUCGAUAGUACCUCGGAACCAAUUGCCACUCAGUCUUAGUCUGCCAAAGAGCUCAUGCUACUAUAGUGAGUGGCGGUUCUCAACCUUCUGGCCAUCCAUCAGCCUUGCGUGGUACAACUUGGAACAGAUCUGGAUAAGGGCCAUUGUCUGGCAGAAAUGAUAGACAACACCACCAUCGCCUCUUCCACUACUACUGCUACCGUAACACAUAUCUAUGUGUUUUUGGCUUCAUAUUUCAAGCUCUCAACGUCAAGGAUUAGCGAAGUCAGUUGUUGGAGCUCUCGAUCAUGUUCCUCCGAGUAGCUCAGACGAGCGUGAUUUGGAUCCUGGCCUUCCAUAUGGUUAGAAGCAAUGAGACAUUGGCCGUGAAUCAAUCAUCGGCCUCUGACCACGACCACGUGACCCAUAUCCACGAGGAUGAUGCCAUCGACUGUCCUCCAGGCGAGGAACCCAUCUACAGGGCAAUAAGUCACGCCUGGAGUUGUAUUAUCAGUCUAUCCGAGGACACUCACGAAGGUGGUCAUUCCCAUGACCACGAUCACCAUGAGGACGAAGAACAGCAACACGCUGUCGAUUUGAAAGUGUGGCUGGUGUCGUCGGGUGCCAUUUUUGUGAUCUCAUUGUGCGGCAUUUUUGGGGUCCUAGUCAUUCCCAUCAUGCAACGCGUGUUCUACCAACAUUUGCUCCAGUUUUUGGUGGCCCUCGCCAUCGGAACCCUAGCAGGCGAUGCGCUGCUUCAUCUUCUUCCGCAUGCUCUCAUGCAAGGCAUGGACCUCACUCAUGGCCAACAUGAGGCGUUUCAUCAGGCCUCGGUGUGGCGAGGCUUUGCCGCAUUGAUGGCCUUGUUCGUGUUCUUCCUCUUCGAGAAGGCCGUCAACCACGUGGGUGAGUGGCGCGAGCGAAGUGCGGCCGCGGUCAAAAACCUGGAAAAGAAGGUCCGGGUGGUUCGAACGGGACAUCGAGCUAGUGAAGCCGCAGUGGGCGAGCGAGUGUGUAAGCACAAGUACAGUGCCUACUGUGUCCAAGAUAUCGAAUCUCAUCCAGGGUCCUCAGACCACACCAAAGAGAACGAGGCUUCCCAAGUGGAUGGGAACGAGUGCCCCUUGUCCAAUAACAGUUCCGACCACAAUCCGGAGUUGCAGUGUUUCAUUGCUGAGCCAUCCGUCCAAAAUCAACCAAAGAGUAACCAUAAUCACAACCAUCAUGACCAUGACCACGACCAGCACCAGCACCACCACCUCCAACAACAACGGUCCUCUCAGUCCUCUCAGUCACAUCUUCCCCACCAUAUCCCUGAGAGGACCAUCUCUAGAAAUUCCAAUUUCGAGACGGUGUUUGUUCGGGAACACGAGCACAAACACCACGGGCACAGUCACGCCCACUCUCACCUGACUUCCAAACCGGAUUCCAUUUCAUCUGUGGCUUGGAUGGUGAUAUUUGGUGAUGGUAUCCACAAUCUUGCCGAUGGAUUGGCCAUUGGUGCGGCGUUUUCGGAAAGUUAUCUCUCCGGGUUCUCGACCACGAUCGCCGUUCUAUGCCAUGAACUUCCCCAUGAAAUAGGCGACUUUGCCCUACUUCUCAAGGCCGGGAUGACCGUCAAACAGGCCAUCUUCUACAAUGUUCUGAGCUCCGUUCUGGCAUUUAUGGGAAUGAUAUCCGGAUUGCUCUUGGGUGGCAAUCUCGAGUCUUUGACAACUUGGAUCUUUUGCGCCACCGCCGGAAUAUUCCUCUAUGUGGCCUUGGUAGACAUGAUGCCCGAGCUGAACUCCGGUCAUGGUCACCCGAUCUCGAGUGAUGCCCAAAAGAGCCGUUUGAUGGAGAUUCUUCUUCAAUUGUUGGGUAUGAGUACAGGCGUGGCAAUCAUGUUGGUGAUUGCGCUCUACGAACACGAUCUGAAGGCUAUAUUCAAGGGUGAAGACCAUCAUUGAACAAAGAUGAAUUAGUGUGUCCCACCAAAACCCAAAACCCACUUAUAUACGAGCAGAUGUGUAUAUGAACCAAAAAUUUCCCCCAUUUCAGACAAAGAGCAUUAUUUUCUGUACAACUGUAACUCACAGUUUGUGAUCCUCAUCCGUACCGAUCUACCCACUUUAUCUCGCUCAGUAUUCGGAUUCGGAACGAACAGUAAGAAUGGCAGCGGUGAAUUUGUGAUUCUUUCGAUAUUAUGUGUGUCAAGUUCCUCCCUUCCCAUUUCAAGGAGUUCAUCGAAAAGUAGCUAAAACACAAAGUUGUAAACUUUCACUCGAAAUACAAUUCUGACUUCAAUGA